CGCCCCCCUCACCCGGAAGCGGCGCUGUGGUGUGGGCAGCUCACGUGGGCUGCAGACGGUGUUUGGCAGAACCUGUUGAAGAAAGAUGGGAAAGAGAAGGAAGCAAAGGAGAGCGGAGGACACGAGCGCCCUGACUAAAAAACAGAAGAAGCACCUGAAGGAGUUCGGGGAGCAGCAUCCUUUCCAUGACGUAGUUUCCAGCAGAGGAGAGAGGACUCAGGUAGUCGAGCUGCCUGAUAGCACGGAGGAUGAGUUAAGCUCUGCCAGUGAGCCAGAGAGUGAACCAGAGACUGUCAAUAUGUAUCAGAAGUUGUUGGCCACAUUCAGAACAGUCUCAGAUGAUGAUGAUGAUGACGACGAUGAUGAUGAUGAAGAAGUAGUAGAAGAGGAUGGUGGUGAAGAAGUAGAAGAAGAGGAUGAGGAAGGAGAGGAGUCUGAAGGAGAAAAUGGAAAUAGUGAAGAUGAAAGUGAUACCGUUGGUGAUGAUAAAGUGCAGAACGUAGAUGCCAAUGCUGAGGAAAAUGACAAAACGGGUGAUGCCGCUAAGCUUGAAGGCGAUGAUGGAGAUGGAAAUCCUACAGAAGAAUUCACUGAUGUAAAGCACGAGUCGAAGUUCAGCUUGGAAACAAAUUACGAUGAAGAUGAUAACAAGAACAUAACCAUACUUUCCUCCAAGACUUCAUCAGAUGAUCCAUAUACAAAGCAUAUUUACAAAGAACUAGAAGAACAAGACAUUGACCAAAUUGCAGCAAAUCUAAAAACGAAUGUAUCAUUAAAGUGGCCAGUCCUGGGUCCGCUGACCUUUUCAUCCAAAUAUCAGAAGGCUGAGCCCCUGAAAUCCGAGAAGGAGACUGAUUUAAAGAACCUGUCUCUCCACAAGCCUCUGGAUGCUACUUGGCCCAAAGUGAACAGUACUUUCCUCUCAGGCCAACAUGAUCAGACCUUCACCUUUCUUCAGAGGGAACUUUUCAGCAUCAUGAAUUCAUACAAGGACUUGUUUUAUCCAUCGCGGAUGGCGACCGGUCAAGGGGAGGAAAUCAGACACGUGUACUGCCUGCAUGCCCUGAACCACGUCCUAAAAGCGAACGCCCAGGUUUUGAACAAUAACGCCAGGAAGAGGGAUGCAAGUUCUGCAGUCGAUGAAGACGAACUUAGGGACCAAGGUCUAACCAGACCCAAGGUCCUCAUCGUUGUUCCGUUCCGGGAAUCUGCCUUGCGUGUGGUACAGAUUCUAAUCAGUCUGAUGGAAGUUCUUGGUAGAAAGGUGGAUGUAAGUAAUAAGAAGAGAUUCAAAGAUGAGUAUGGAUCGGAACCUGAAGACAAGCCUCCAAACCUGAAAAGACCAGAAGAUUAUGAAGCCGUGUUUGCAGGAAACAUUGAUGAUCAUUUCAGGAUAGGAGUAGCCAUUCUGCAGAAGAGCAUGCGCCUGUACUCUCCUUUCUACUCCUCGGACAUCAUUAUCGCGUCUCCUCUUGGCCUGCGGACUAUCAUUGGUACCGAGGGGGAGAAGAAACGGGACUUUGAUUUCCUUUCUUCCAUAGAGGUUCUUAUCAUCGACCAGGCUGAUAUUUAUCUGAUGCAGAACUGGGAACACAUGCUGCAUAUGAUGAAUCACCUUAAUCUGCAGCCGACCGAGUCCCACGGUGUUGACUUCUCCCGUGUGCGCAUGUGGAACCUCAGCAACUGGGCCAAGUUCUUCCGGCAGACGCUCCUGUUCAGUGCGCUGCAGGAACCGCAGAUCAACUCCAUUUUUAAUAAGCAUUGCUUCAAUUACUCUGGGCAGGUGUCCGUGAAGAGCAUGCCCGCGACGGGUUCCAUUUGUCAUGUGGUGGUGCAGCUUCCGCAUGUGUUCCAGAGACUAGAGGCAGACAGCUCCCUCUCUGUGAUCGAUGCCAGGUUCCAGUUCUUCACAGAUAAGAUUCUGCCGCAGUAUCGAGAUGCCAUCAUGUCGCACACGCUCAUUUACAUCCCUUCCUACUUUGAUUACGUGCGUCUCCGAAAUUACUUCAAGAAAGAGGAGCUGAACUUCACGCACAUCUGUGAAUACACGGACAAGCCGGGGAUCUCCAGGGCCCGUCAGUUCUUCCUGAAGGGAGAGAGACAAUUCCUUCUGGUUACAGAGAGAUUUCAUUUCUACAAGAGGUAUACUUUGAAGGGCAUCAGGAACCUGAUUUUUUAUGAACUGCCUACUUACCCUAAUUUCUACAGCGAGGUAUGUAAUAUGAUGAAGGCCUGGAGUCGUGGGGAGGAAGCAACGUGGACCUGCACAGCUCUGUACUCCAAGUAUGAUGUGCAGAGGUUGGCGGCGGUGGUUGGGACGGAGCGAGCGGCACAGAUGCUGCACUCAAAAAAGAACGUGCACCUUUUCGUUACGGGAGAAAGUAAUUAAACGAGCGCGAGAGGACUAAUUAAACCUACCGGUGAACUUUUAUACGUGUAACUCGCAAUUCUGCAAAGUAACUCGGAAUUCUGCAGUCACAGAAGGAUUGGACUGUUUGCCUAUAAACGUGUAUUUAAUAACGUAAAAGGUACGUUGUGUAAUAUGAAUAUGUGCCCGAAUUUACCAUUAUAAGAGCAAUUGCCCCAUUGAAUAAAAGGGAGCUGUAUUUCAGUGCCUUCCGUCA
Spea bombifrons (plains spadefoot toad) is the source of this 2624-nucleotide messenger RNA. It is a transcript of the gene UTP25, whose product is annotated as UTP25 small subunit processome component. Gene Ontology annotation, biological process: maturation of SSU-rRNA from tricistronic rRNA transcript (SSU-rRNA, 5.8S rRNA, LSU-rRNA). Gene Ontology annotation, cellular component: nucleolus; small-subunit processome. The transcript has 12 exons. The coding region runs from base 86 to 2389 and encodes 767 amino acids. NCBI's taxonomy places the organism in Eukaryota, Metazoa, Chordata, Amphibia, Anura, Pelobatidae. The record is from RefSeq and is a predicted model, not a curated record. Gene Ontology annotation, molecular function: rRNA binding; U3 snoRNA binding.